This is a messenger RNA of Spirometra erinaceieuropaei, 12710 nucleotides long. The record is from the annotation of a GenBank genome assembly. Lineage: Eukaryota; Metazoa; Platyhelminthes; Cestoda; Diphyllobothriidea; Diphyllobothriidae.
AUGCUUUGGAUGACCUGGGGGCAGCGAACAGGCACACAAAACCGUACGCUGAGACAAUUUUUUUUCCGUUUCGAAAAUAAAUGAAAUAAGUCGACAUGUGCGUUUUAAAAAUUAAGCAAUUAAUAUUGAAAAUUCGCUAACAAAGAGUUAGGAAACACUAGCAGGACAGUUUACUCUAUCGGAUGGUGUCUGAACUUGUCACAUUGACUUGACGACUUAAAACUUGUUAUUUUCCAUGGAUUACGCAUUGCUUUAAAAAUGGUAAAAAGUUUAGCCUGUGGUAAGCAAUGUCAUGUUUACACAACUCGACCAAUCAUGAAAUGACUAAUUAACGAAGACCCCAAACCACCUUUUUAUACGUCUAAAAGUGAUAUUUAAAAAGCCUUGUCCGUUAUUAUUCAGACAAAGAGCAUGCCGGUUAGAUUAUUUGUCAAAUAUUUUUGGAGACAGAGUUCACAGUUUUAACUGCCUUUGUACAUAUUUAUCUCCGCGGUUGUAACAAAAAGAAGUAUUAGAAGCCUUGCCGAACAACAAAUUAACGUUUUAAAACAUAUAACUACUGUAUUUGUAGCUUUUUUCCUAAUAAAUGAAGGACAGAUUGAUAGGGUGCUUGGACAGAAAUUUGUUGUAAACUGUACAUCCUUUAAAAAUGUGAACAGAGCACCCUUAUUUGUGACUUUUAGAUCGGUUAGUGUGCGAACACAUGACAACAGAACCUAUCGUGAACACGUUCCAAUGGCUGCUUGCACAUCGUCUCCGAUUUAAAGAGUCCGUCCUACUACCGGACUGUGUCAGCGCAGCAUACGGUCGUCUGAUGACCUUUUUUCUGAGUGAUCCGAUCCGCUGUGAGAGGGCAGUCACUAUGUUGGAUGGAAAUUUUAGUAUGUACCAGUGUGCGGCGGACAUACUCGCCUCCGUGCAAACAUCCUACGUUCUCGUGAGGCCGCAACCACCACGCAGUGUCAGAAUUCCUGCACGCUCUCAAGCCAAACGCAUUCAUGCCAACUUCAUAUUAAUUCACCAAAAACAGGAAAGUCUACAAAAAGUAUCGUUUAUGGAUCAGUCGUCCCUUUCCUACAGGUCAAAUUUAUAUGACUCGAAUUGCGAGGGAAGUGCCACCAGCAACCAUAUGUUCGCAGAAGCUGAACUAAACGUCCUGUCAACGCUUUGGGCUGUGCUUCAAUCUCGAUUUCCCUACGAAUGUUACUCCUCCUUGCGAAGUGACGAUGGAAGCGACACAUUCGAUUUUGAUUUCUAAUUUCGAAAUAUAUGAUAUGUUUCGGUCAUUUCCCUUUAUUAUAUUUAUUCCUGUAAUAGAGCUCAGGUUCCAAAAGACACUUCUAAAAGUUUGAACAUAGGCAUUGGCAAAUUGUCAAGAAAACGUAGGCAGGCAUGUUUCGCCGUUUACCAUUGAAACGUUCUUCAGCUAAUUGAUGAGGGAACGGGGAAAUAAUUUCUACUGUAUAAAAAAUUUCCCGAAGUUACGGAAAACAUUCUUCUAACCAAUAUUGACCAGAGUGUCAAUAUACGUUAAACGAGUGUAUAUGGGACUAUAUAAUCUUUUUGGAUACUGCGGGGACAGAGACCUGGUUUCUACUUCGGUCUUUUAGACUCUGUACGUCUAACCUCUUGCAAAAAUGGUAUACUGAAUCACCGAUAUGCCCGCGUACGGAAGGAGGUCAUAGGAUGUUUGGCCAAAUACCUCACUUCAUCAGCAUCGUCACCGUCAUCAACAUCAUAAUCGUCAUCAGAGAUUUUGUCGGAAAAUUGCUAAACGAAUGAUAAUUGUUUUAAUAUAAUAUCGACUGCAAAGAAAUAAGUAGCAUCAACAACACUGUAAUAAAUAAAAAAACAGUUUUGGGAGCUUUCGAGUUGCGUUAAGUCAACAACACGACGGUUCUACAGUGGCAAGAAAGGAAAGUCAGAAUGGGCUGAGCAAGCAUUGCUAAGGCUAGGGUAGUAUUUGCGACUCCGCAAGCAGUUUCAAAAAGUCGACUCGCAGGCAUGAGACAGCCCUUUAGGCUCCUAGACUCACGAGUGUGAGUCCGUCCUGACGUUGCUCUUGGCAUCGAUUGUCCUCGCGCUCUAGCUAGGCUGUUUUCGAGUCGCCCGCAGCUGAAGCAAACUACUAAUGCGAACUUUAAGACGUAUGAGAAGGUGGUUGCAACUCCGGGCACCUUUGUCGGUCCAGGAUUUAGGGUGGUCCGCAAGGAGACUUUGGAGUUUUAAACCGAACCCGAUCUUCGUUCUUUUCACAGGCUGCGGGGACGUGUCAUCGUGGUAUCAGUGUCAAACUCCACCGGCCCCCCUCUCCCCGGCCUCUAAUUUUGUUACUGCUCUCACCGGUCUUCCCUUCCACAUCGACUUAUUUUUGCUGAGUAAGGCGUUGAAACGUUGUUUAUCCUUGUUCAGGCCGUUCAGUAGACAACUUACUUGCGCACACUGAAGGGGAACCACGAACGGGAAUAAUACGAAUAAAGUAUCCGCAAUGAAAACACAAUCUGUCACCCCCGCAUCACAUGAGAGGAUAAAUUUCUUUUUUGAUGGAUGCGACAUCAUUUUAAUGCAGCUGAAGUUCAAGCAUCUACGUAUGAUCCAAUUCACACGUACAAGUUAGAUAUAUUUGACCAACAGGAACAAAAUAUUGCAUUUCUGCGGAAGAAAAUGUAUCGACAUCUUAUCCCCAUCUCUAUAUUGCAUUUAUGAUGCACUUGCUCACUUUUGUGGUACUGGGAAAAAUGCUUUAGGAAACUUACCUCAUAACGAAUAACACAAUGUCCGCAAGUAGCACCACCACCAACACUGAGACCGUGUAGCCUAAGGUCAUUGUUGACGGCGAACGCCAUAAAACUCCUCUCCGGCAAAGUCGGGCUAAGCGCUUUAGCCAUACAGCAUUGGUUUUUGGAAUAUAUAUUAUGCUCAGCAUACAGAAGACGUGUCGAAUUUGCGGAACCGAAAUUAAAUUGACUUAAUAAAAUGGAACCUAUAGUAUUUUGGAUGGAUUUUGGGGUGACAAUAUGGAAAGGCACUUCUUACCACGUUGAGCAAAAUAGUUCCUAUCUCUUGUUGAAUUGGCAAAAAUGCACAUGAUAUUUCAUUAACUCGUAGAUGGUUAUAUUUCAGAAGUUGGUAAAAAUUUUUUCCAUGACGCAUUUCUUGAACCACAUUUAGAUUUCUGAACUUUGGGCCAGUUUUAAAUCUCUAUUUGUAAAUUUAUUUUAACGACAGAUUUCAGGGAAACACGUUCGUCAAUGAAUUAGUCCCUCGUCCUCUAGGCAUUUGAUUAGCAACAAAAGUGCCCAAGUAGGUCUUCAAAUAAGUGGAAAACAUUACUGACCAUAAGAAACUAGGAUAACACCGAAGACAUCGAUGCGCUAGGAAUUUGGUAAAUACAAAACACGCAAAUAUGUACGAUACGGAAAUUCCAAGCAAAGGUUUGGCAAGACUGACUUAUGUGUACGUGUAGCCUGAUCCUUGAUUCGGCUUGCUUGUUUAUUUGAUUUCCUCUGGGUAAGCAUGCUCGGUCACAUCAGAGAUCGCACGUUCGAAGGCGGUAUUCGUUUUCAUUCUCACAUUUUGCGUACGAGUACCUUAUCCAGGUGCGUCCAGUAUCGGUCUAGUGGAUUUCAGCUGGACAUAACGCCAACAUUCGGUCUCGUUCUCUUGGCCGAAGCCCCAAUCCCUCCUAACCCAAAGUAUGAGUUUCGAUUAGGAAGCUACGAGCGCAAUGUGCAUCACGCCCAGUCCUGCCCGUAAUGUCGCUUAUCACUUUUUCGCGAAUGACAAUUUUCCUGCUGAAAUUCCCUUGAUCAUGACCGUUGACGCUUUCCCCUACUUUUCGACGGUCUUAUGAAGGCCUCGGUUACCGCAUUCCGCCAUACCUGCGUUCUGUGAGCUUUACCAUCUGCUUCCUACACCCCGUCUUUUCCUUACGCACUUCCUAUCUGCUUUUCCCUACAUAGCCUGCCAAUGAGACGUCCUCUCACAUUCCUUUUCGCCCUAAUUUCAAGUUAUUUUCAAAGUAAACGCCGCCUAUUACCGGCUCUCAUUUACUCCAUUCAAAUUUCGACAUUAUCAAAAGUCUUGGCUUUCUCAUGACUUGGGCGGAUUUUCACGAACUUUUUCAUGGCCCUACUUGUAGAACUCCUUUUGACCAACAUUUCCGCAUCAAAAUCGGCCUUUGCAUAAUGCAGUCACGCGUAAUUUUUUUAAAGUAAUCAGCAAAAGUAGGCUGUCAAUGGCAAUGCGGGAAUAUGAUUUGAAACCCCUGGAAGCUAAGCUCUAUUUGCCGACGGACUAAAAGGUCUUUUUUUAAAACACACGGAUAGGCCGCUAGCCACGCACAAGUUCUUCACUAAUCUGUUUGCCAUGGUUGCCCAGUUUGAGUAAAAAUGUUGUAGAAAAACGCGCAAGUUUCUGGAAAGUUUUCUCAAGGAUGGGUUGGCACACAUGAUACCGUUUUAGAAGAUUAGAAAAUUCCCAGAAGCUGCAGAAAAAAUGUGACCUGCAGGACCAGGCGACCUUUUGACUUGGCCUAGCAUAUUUGGUUGUCUGGCGCACAAAAGUGAGGACUGCAAUUUGGCGCAGUUUAAAUGAAUCCAUUAAGGCCGUUAGUUAACCAGACGUUUUUCACCUUGUACAGACAUCUGAUUCGACCGCUCACUGUAGACUGGCAGGCCGUGGUAACACAAGUGCGAAACGCUACUUGGCAUCAAGCGUGAACUUGACGUCGUCCGCAAGACUCGCCUGUUUAGGCUAAUUGGAAAUCACUACAAUAGUUGCUCCGACCGUAGUGUAUGCGAGCAAGAUUAGCAGAACCGCUUGGCAAGGUUAAAAGUUAGUUAUAUGCAAGAGCACUGAUUGGCCCAGACGGAAUUUCGAUUCUUUCGACUUUUGCCGGACAUGGAAUUAAGCAUGGUUUGAAACAUUAACUUUUUUGUCAAUCCGCUGAUCUAACUUAGUUCAGUUUGGUUUUUGAGUAUACACAAAAGCUUCCUGACUUGUAACAGUCCGUUCCCGUGGUCGGCGGCGAUACUUGUUGCUCUCUUUGCUUCCACGUUGUCCCGUGUCCCCUGUCAAUGGGUGGAUGGUGCCGCUCUACACCUGACAACGGCGUAACAUGUGCUCGAGGCCCGUCGACUCUGCGCCAUCUUUUGACUGGCUGCCAGCGGACAAACGUUAGGCGCAUGCACGUGCAUCGCGCAGUUGGUUAGCGACAUCAAGGCUUGACACGUCUGUUGAAAGGACAUGCUAUAACGGCUUGCUGGACUGCAGGCACACUUCCUCGCCCUAGCAAAGCUUGUCUGUCUGACGUCUGCACUGGGGACCUCCGAGUUGUCAUGCGCCUCACCUCGAUAAAUUCGCAGCCACUAAGGAUGGUUUGACUAUUUUGUGACUGGCAGUCCUCGUGGAUUAUACAGCCGUGGAAAUGAUUAGAUGCUGCAAGCAAGUUAAUAAUUGAUAAUUUUUACAUAUUUACAUAUUUUACCCCAAGCGCUGUCAUAAAUAUGCGCCGAUAGAACAUGCUACUGGGCUGUACUAUGAAGCCCAAUCGGUGACAGUAAAAGAGACUGAGAAUAGAUGCAUCCAUCGCAAAUUCCACCGACAUCUCGCUGACUGGCAGAUUGACAGUUAAUCGAAUUUCCUGGCCUUGUGCAGACCAACUGGCGUCCGCAGUUCUUCGAUGAUUUGUUUGAAAGUGUGCGUCCCCAUAGGAAGCUUAUCUUACACCUUGAAACGCCUUCGUAUACUUCAUACGCGGAAAAUCAUAACAGGCAUAUAUUUAUACUUCUUACAGUCCGGUGGAUGCGAUUUUUGUCUUGCUUACUUGUGCAUCGCCCUGGUUCUCUUUUAUAACACCUUGUCACAGUUGUAGCAUUGUGCACCUGCAUAAGAAUAGUCUUAAACCUAUUGGAAAUAAAUCUGAUCGGUCACCAUGGUAGUCUUUCGGCCACUGGGUUUAGAAUAUAAUGGAAAUCGAUGAAGGUAGAAUAUGACUCGAAAAUUUGCUUCACGUUUUUUUCUGAGUAUAGUGACGGCCUGCCGCGGAUUUUCCUAUUACAACUGUUUCAACUUUUAGUCUUCAGUGGGUUAGAACAGCGUAUUGACGCUCGACACCAUCCGUGAUUUCCAUUGCAUAUUACACGACCAAUAAUAAAUAAGGAAUCUUAUCUAAUUUCCCUGGACUCCUGUGCGUUAUUCUAUGUUGCCUUGCAAAAACAGUCUUUUAAAGAUGAACGCGCGUUAUACUGCGGUCCUGGCCUGGGAUAUUCAUUAUUCGGUCCGUUUUUUUCCAGUCCAGAAGGCAGAGUGGAAAUAAAGCCUCAUUUACAAUGCAUUUUAUGCCCAACAAUGUUUAGUGAACAUUCCUGAAAACAGCUUCCGUUCCGUGUAACAAUUAUCCAGAUAUAAGUGACUAAAAUGUUGGACAAGGAUCGAUUGCACUGUAUGGGUCCAAAGUUUAAGCGCAAUGGAGACAGUGAAAGUAAAGUGAACCAGAGGAGGAUGCAGAAAUCGUUAUUGGGAAAGUAGGCGAACUCAUACCGGUAUCGGUGUUUUGGUUCAGAGUGAAGAUUGGUUUUCGGGGUUUGGGUUAAUGUCAGGCCUCGAAGUGACUUUAGGUUUAGGGUUUGCGUUAUGUUCAGGGGUUCGGUUUAGAUUUAAGGUUACGGUUAGGGUUGAGGUUUGUGUUAAGAUGUAGGUGUAGGUUUAAUUUUAAGAUUUGAGUUAGGGCCAAUGUUAGUGUUAGAAUAAGGUUAAAGCUGAUGUCAGGAUAAGGAUUUGAAUCAGGGUAGGGUUUGUGUGAGGUUAAGGGUUAGAUUUAGCGUUGAGUUUAGGGUUGGCGUUAUGUCUAGGUUUACGCUUGACUUAACAGUUAGGAUUAACGUUAGGUUUCGGGUGUUGCCGUCCUUGGUGUUCCGUCAGCUAGGUUUUUUGCUGGGACUCUGGGCCUCGUGACAGAAUCGCCUUAUAUCAGGUUUCCCUUUUUCAUUUUAGCCUUGGCUGCCUUCCCACAAACGAUUUCAGCAUCCUCCGCCGACUCACUUUCCUUUCAGUGCCCUCAUUGCGACUACAAUCUGGGCCUUUACAUCGCAACCGAUCCCUGCCAAAUAUUAAUUACCAUCUGAGUAGUUAUAAAAGUAGCGUUAUGAUUUUUUUCGUGUUCGCUUAUGUAUUAAUUACACAAUAGCACUUUAGACUGCAAUCAUCGAAAUGGAGAAAGUCCAUCUCAUGUGUCUGAAGAGCCUUUGGUAAGUUUUAGGUGGUCGCUAAUAAUUCCUUAAAUUUCAGGUAACGACAGUUUUUUCUCCAUUAUCGACAGAUUCUUCGCCUUACGCAUUAAUUUUUUAGAAAAGAAACAACAUGCGGUCUAUGUCAUAGUGAUGCCAUGUUGUUUCGUCUGGACCAAAUUCGGACAAAGCCAGUUUUACUGUUGCGAUAUGAAAUAUAAAUACACUUUCUACAUCCUAAGAAACAGAUUCCUAAAGAGCAAUAUGCACGCUGAAUGCCAUUGCAAAUAUAGCUUAAUUCAGCUGAGAGAUAUGUGAGAACCUAUCAUCCACAUUUUCUGAAAGAAAUCCGCCCUCAACACCAGAAUCAUUUUACCAAAGGUCUCGAUAAGAAGGGUAGUUGCAACUUCUACCUGCAGAUAAAAAUUUAAACGCCCUUGUGAAUGCUGACAGAAGCAAACAGACGAGUUCCAGUUAGCAGUCCAGAAGACGAAGAUGCGACCACUGUGCCGGCGGUCUUUUGAAGUUGAGCCGCCAUUUUUUGUUUUUUCCCUCCAGUCACGUGAACACUUAUUAAUUGUAUACCCCAGUCUUAUUCCUUUGCUUUAAUUGAUCUAGUCCUAUGAGGUCGUCUUUACAGUACGCUAGUACCUUUUUAAAGGAGCUUAAACCCUGCGAAAUUUCUGCAUCGAUUUUUCGGCCUCCUGAUCAUGACUCUAGUGGUUGCACUUUGCGGCCAAUUUGCCGUUUCUGCGAUUGUCGUGCGUUGGCGUUCUCACGCUCCCAAACGCAACGAACUCACCGUGCCAGCAGUAGUUACAGUCUAAAAACUUGUCCUGUUUCUCGGCCUUCGUCGUUGGCCUUUCCACGCUCGUAUCAGCAAAGGCCAAUAUUUUGAAAGCAACAUCGCUGUUGAUGGCAAUUUUCGCUUAAACGCCAGCCUAAAACAAGUUGUCAAUGCCGGGUUUUCUUUCGACUAACUGUCGAUCGAUAUUUAACAAAGCCCAGGAUUUGGAAUAACUUCUGUCAACCAAUGAACAUGGCAAAACAGGAGUAAUUUGCCUCCAGGAGACGUGGUUGAAUAGUUAUAUUGACUCGGAACUAAUCACUCCUUCGACAUUUUGCUGUUUUCGAAAUGAUAGAGCAUCUCCAACAGGCAGUAGAGGUGGAGGAGUGGCCAUUUUUGUCAAGCAAGACUGGUGUAUAAAUUGUAAGCCCCUGUUUUCAUAUUCUGGUGAUUUAAUUGAUGUCAUUGCUGUUAUCUGUAAGCCCCAUUUGUUAAAUAGCUUUAAGGGUAUCAUAUUUCUCAGUAUUUACAUCCCCCUUCCACAAAUGAAGGCUCUCUGUGCCGUUUUUAGACUUUCUCACACAACAACUUGCUUCAUUAUCCUCAGACCAUCUUAUUCUUUUGUGCGGGGAUUUUAACCGUGUGAGCUUUCGGCCCAUUACCCUUCUGGGUUUUGAUUACCUUGUUUCAUUCAAUACACGGGCUGAUGCCCCUCUUGAUCACAUCUUGACCAAUUACCCAAAGUUUUUUGUAUUAAAAAUAGAGCUCCGCUCUCCGGGUCUGAUCACACAUUGCUAGUAGGACUUCCAAAAGUCUAUUCCACCUCUAAGCGUCAACUGCUUACAAAACCCGAGAGGAAAAUUACUGUUCGAGACACAUCCGUAGAUAAGAUCCACUUACUGCAGAGUUCGAUGACUAGUACCAUCCCAACUUUUCUAACACUACAAAAUGCUGAAUUAUGCUCUAACAAUCUUACGCUAUUUUUGAAUCACAUUUUUGAUAUUUGUUGUUCCCGGGAAACUGUUAUGGUCCGGCCUGACAGAAUCUCCUCACCAUACCUCAAACACUUGAGACGUCGCAAAGAAGCCUUCUACAAACUAGGUCAGCGUGACAAGGUGAAGGAUAUCAAUGUUCUAAUAAAGACCGAAAUCGCGAGACUUAACGGUUGAUUCGUUAGUCAACUUUUUUCUACUUCAUCCACCCCUCCUCUCCUUUCCUUCUGCUGAACAGUGGAGGUAUCUCAAGCGUCUCAAUGGUCAACGUAAUAUACUUGAACCCAUUGAUGUAGAUUUAAACUCUUUAAAUCGAAAUUUUAUCUGUACUUCUAACGACUCCCAUUCUCGCCCAAGUGAAACUUACCUACCACCAUGCGACUUUACUCCUGCGACCGUGACAACAGUGGAACAACAUCUCAAAAGUGUUCGCCGGUCAACGGCCGCUGGGCCGGACGGUGUCUCUCCUUUUCUCCUUAAGUCUUGCUGUUUGCAGAUAGCUCCCGUCUUGACCAACCUUAUUAUUCUAUCUUUCAGAGAGUCCAAGAAUCCUGACGCCUGGCGUGCAGAAGAAUUACUCCAAUCCCUAAAAAAUAUUUAACUUUUGCUCCUAAAUCUUUUCGUCCUAUUGCCUGCUCUUCUGUACUCCUGAAACUUACUGAACGAGUUGCAUUAGAUUCCCUUUAGUACUCCUCCGUCAAUUUUUCUGAUCCUCUACAAUUUGCAUACAAGGCAAAGCGUAGCACCUUGGAUGCCGUUGCUUUAGUUGUCCAUUCAGCUUUGAGAGACUUAGACAUGGGAUGCCAUGCAUAUGCAUGUGUUUUUCUCGUCUACUCAUCCGCCUUCAACACUAAUCCGCGCCUACUCCUACUGACCAAAGCAGCUGCGUGUGACGCUCUGAGCUGGGUUGUUUCUUGGCUUAGAGAUUAUUUUUCCUUCCGCACACAGUUUGUCGUGUCGGGAAAGAGAAAAUCUUCUAUUCUUCCAAAUAAUCGUGGAGUUCUACAAGGUUCCAUCUUAUCCCCUCAUUUUUUCUCUCUACAUACUGAUGAGUUGAGAUCGCCAAACGACUGCCUGUAUGUUAGGUACGCCGAUGACAUGGUCGUAGGUUACCCACUCAAACACCUGACCCAUUUGCAGUCUUUAAAGGAUGACUUAGAUCAUGCCUCCGCAUGGUCGUCGAAUACCAGACUCCUACUCAACAAUCAGAAAUCAGUACAGUGUGUGUUUCACCUGCGACACUCUCCCAUUCCUGAACCUUUGGAUAUUCUUCCCAAUGAGGUAUCCUCUUUCCGGUACCUAGGUGUAACUUUGUCCUCAAAUAUCUCUUUCUCUCUUCAUAUAGAAACCCUUUUAACAAAAAUUCAAUAACUUGUUUAUUACGUUCGUCGUCUACGUUCAUAUCACACACCCCAGUCCUUAAUCUGGCGAUUCAUAGAUGGCUGUAUUCUUCCACUCAUUUUUUAUUGUUCACCAGUUAUUUUUCCAGCUUUACUUAAAAAAAGAUCUAAUUAUUUUUAAACGUGUCAUUCGAAUGCUCGCCUCUGCUGCUGGUGUUUCCUAUCAUCUUUUAGUUGAUAUCAUCGUGCGGCGACACUUCAAGUCGGUGGGGCAAUUCGCUGACCGAAUUCUGAAUGACACCGUCCAUCCCCUUCCUAAUGAGUUAAUGGCUGCGAAAUCCAUACGCCCCAUGCGUCGAUGCCUCCGCCAUAUCCCUUGUCGCACUUCGGCUUAUCAGAAUUCCAUACUGCCAUUUAUAGCCCGGCAUCUCACCUGCAAAGAUGUUGAAAAACAAAAGCUAAAACUUGAUCUUGCACAUUUAAGUCCCUUUUCUUCAUAUAUAAUUAUGUCCACCUGUCUGUCCAAAACCCGUUAAUCUCCAUGGUAAUCACUGUGUACUGGAGAACCGUUUUUGCUUAAAGUUGUGAAUGUUAUUUUCAAAAUAAAGCAUUCCUCUCUCUCUCUCAAAGGAUCGCUAGUAUAGAUGGGUGUCAAGGGGCAGGGCAGAUCUAAAAGUGAAAGGAUCAGAAGACGAGGAUGCGACUACUGGAACAAGAAAUUAAUUGACCUGAAGUUUCGGAUUCUCACUCGAACCCAUCAUCAGAGACAGUCGCAGGUAUGGGUAAUGGUGGCACAAGGAGUGCAGUAUUAGUAGCACGUGACUGCCGGGGGACCAUAUGCGCACUGUAAUUAGCAGCUCUCGCAAUCACGACUCGACGGUUGGAGACAUUUGCCCUUCGAGAGUCGUCUACAUAUGCGCAGAUUCGAUUUCUGCAGAGGUGUCUCGACAACAGUGUGCUACCGAAGUGUGUUUCAUACAAACCCCCGGUUAACACAGAGCUGGCGAGACGCGCAGUACUUUAACACGGCCGACGGAUGAUCCGAAUUCUCCGUCAAGACUGUCACACACGGAUUCGUAAAUACCGUCGGGGGAUUGACCAAGAGAAGGCAAGGUACUACGAUAUUAUGGGCGAGAACAGCACGAAACCGCUUCAGCAGGGGCUGGCCGAACGAACCCGCAAACAUAAAGCGACUAGCAACGUAGCCCAAGAGAGCCAAUUUCGUAAGCUGCCUGCUCCAAUGUCAUUCAAAAACGACAAACUGAUGCACAACCUGUCCAUGUGAACAGAUUUUUACGCUGUUCUGGUUAACCCCAUCCGCAAAACGCCUUUUCUCUACCAUACACACAUUGGAGUUAGUCUGAGUUCUGUUUUCACUUCCACGACCAGAUGGGCCAGUCACGCCAAUUUUUUAAACUAAUCAGCAAAUAUGGCCUUUUGUACGGUUCGACUACUGAGGUGUGAGAAGGAAAUAAGAUUUGAACCCCUGGAAUUUAAGCACUCUCUAAAACCUAAUGACAAGUUCUUUUUAGAAUUACCGUUAGUCGGUUAACCACGCAUAAGUUAUUCCAUCAACUGUUGGCCAUUUUUGCCCAGUAAUAAUGUUAUCGACAGACAGGCUUGUCUCUGGAAAUUUUCCUCAGAAAUGGGUUGGCACAUAUUAUGCCUGUAUAAUAGAUUAGAAAAUUCCCAGAAGCAGCAGAAAGCAAUGUGACCUGCAGGACCGGGUGGCCUUUUGACUUACCCUUGCAUAUUUGGUUGUCUGGCGCUUAAAAGUGAAGACUGCAGUUUGGCGCAAUUUAAAUGAACCCAUUAAGCCCGUUAGUUUGCCAGACGUUUUUCACCUUGUACAGAAACCUGAAUCGACGACUCACUGUAGGCUGGCGGGUCGUGGUAAGACAAGUGCGAAACGCGAUUUGGCAUCAAGCGUGAAAACGACUUCGUUCUCAGGCAUCGCCUGUUUAGGCAAGUAGGAAAUCAUUACAGUAGUUGUUCCGACCGUAGUGUAUGCGAGCAAGAUAAGCAUAAACACUUGGCGAGGUUACGAGUGAGUUAUAUGCAAGAGCACUGAUUAGCCCAGACAGCAUUUUAGCUCAUUCGAUUACGGUCAGGCAUGGGGUCAAUCCGCUGAUCUAACUUAGUUCAGUUUGGUUUUUGAGUAUACACAAAAGCUUCCUGACUUGUGACAGUCCGUUCCCGUGGUCGGCGGCGAUACCUGUUGCUCUCUUUGCUUCCAGGUUGUCUCGCGUCCCCUGUCAAUGGGUGGAUGGUGCCGCGCUACACCUGGCAACAGCGUAGCCUGAACUCGAGGCCAGUCGACUCUGCGCCCUCUUUUGACUGGCUGCCAGCGGACAAACGUUAG